Topomyia yanbarensis is the source of this 1718-nucleotide messenger RNA. It is a transcript of the gene exd, whose product is annotated as homeobox protein extradenticle. The coding region runs from base 529 to 1647 and encodes 372 amino acids. The transcript has 7 exons. Gene Ontology annotation, molecular function: RNA polymerase II cis-regulatory region sequence-specific DNA binding; DNA-binding transcription factor activity, RNA polymerase II-specific. The record is from RefSeq and is a predicted model, not a curated record. Gene Ontology annotation, biological process: embryonic organ development; animal organ morphogenesis; regulation of transcription by RNA polymerase II. Gene Ontology annotation, cellular component: nucleus. Lineage: Eukaryota; Metazoa; Arthropoda; Insecta; Diptera; Culicidae.
AUAAUAUCGUAGUGAAGAAGAGUGCGGAGUCGAAAAAAAUCUUUUGUGUGUUUCGCGUCGGCCAUUAAAACACUUCAGUCAGCACUCCUCGGGGGCGAACUGUCCGCUGCAGCCUGAGCCUUUCGGCGAUGCAGAAAGCCCAAAUCAUCCGCGGAAAGUGGCUUUUUUAUCGCGUUUGAUUGCGGGACUCGUGUAUACGCACAUGCAUACUACUAGUUAAGUGUAUCGAUAAGGUCGAAGUUCAAUGCUGUAUACGUGAAAUUUUAAGAUUUUUAGAGACGACUUUGGCGGAGCACCUUUUUUCCUCUGGAUGUAAGAAGAAAAAUCUUGUGAAUCAAAGUGGAAUCAAUAAGAAGAAGUGUUUGUUUCUGUCGUUUGUCAGCGAAUUGUGUGUUGUGUUGCUAAAGUGUCAAUAUAUUUUUGGAUCUCUGUCAUUUUUUGAGGGAAGUGUUACUAGGGUCUAUGAACUGUUGAAAGAAGUAUUUUUUGCUGAAGCCGCUGGGAGUAAAGUGAAAAAGCACAUCCGAAAUGGAGGACCCGAACCGGAUGAUGGGGCACGGCCUGGUGCCGCCCAACUAUGGCAUGCCGACUAACGACGGCCAAUCAGUAGACAACGAUCCCCGCCGGCAGGACAUCGGUGAAAUUCUGCAGCAAAUCAUGAACAUCACGGACCAAUCGCUGGACGAGGCCCAAGCCAGAAAGCACACGCUCAACUGCCACAGGAUGAAGCCGGUUCUGUUUGCGGUGCUGUGUGAGAUCAAAGAAAAAACAGUUCUGUCGCUGAGAAACACCCAGGAAGAGGAACCCCCAGAUCCACAGCUGAUGCGCCUGGAUAACAUGCUGAUCGCGGAGGGUGUAGCUGGACCGGAGAAGGGCGGUGGUGCAGGUGCGGCGGCCGCAGCUUCGGGUGCGGCCAACGACUUCCUUUCGCAAUCAGACCUAACCGGGGGGCAGGACAACGCAAUCGAACACUCGGACUACCGAGCCAAGCUGGCGCAGAUCCGGCAAAUCUACCACCAAGAGCUGGAAAAGUACGAGCAGGCUUGCAGCGAAUUCACCACCCACGUUAUGAACCUACUACGCGAGCAAAGUCGCACCAGACCUAUCACACCGAAGGAGAUCGAACGAAUGGUACAAAUUAUCCACCGGAAAUUCAGCUCCAUUCAGAUGCAGCUCAAACAGUCAACUUGCGAAGCUGUCAUGAUUCUGAGGUCCCGCUUUCUAGAUGCCCGGCGGAAGAGACGUAAUUUCAGCAAGCAGGCUUCUGAGAUCCUAAACGAGUACUUCUACAGCCACCUCAGCAAUCCCUAUCCUUCCGAAGAAGCCAAGGAAGAACUGGCCAGAAAGUGUGGGAUUACCGUGUCUCAAGUGUCGAAUUGGUUCGGAAACAAGCGUAUCCGCUACAAGAAGAAUAUCGGUAAAGCCCAGGAGGAAGCGAACCUGUACGCAGCGAAGAAGGCUGCCGGUGCCUCGCCGUAUUCCAUGGGUGGCCCACCGAGCGGAGCGGCCACUCCGAUGAUGUCCCCCGCACCUGCCCAGGACUCAAUGGGCUACUCGCUCGGGUCCGGCGGAUACGAUCAGCAGCAGGCGUACGACGGUAGCAUGGGUUACGAUCCAAUGGGUGGUCAUCAGGAUCUGAGUCCUUGAGAUGCGGAGUACUAAGUGAGAGCGGUCACCCCUAGGAGUGCUCGACAGAGUAGGUCAUAGUGGCGCACAAG